UUUUCCAGAAUACAUAUUAGGUCCACAGACAGAGAGUGACUGUCCAUUUUGGAAGACAAGCAAUUUAUUUUAAAUAUGUACUGAUUUCGUGUAGGCUUGAAAUCUUCUAUUCUGACCUGCUAAAUUUUAGUAUGCCGAAAAAAGGGGGAAAGCGACGAGGUCGCGGCGGCGGUGGUCGUGGAUCGGACGGAGGUCGAGGGAAAACGACAUCUGAAGAACAACCAACAGUUGGUAAACCAAAGUCUAGCCAUGACCCACCGCCAGUACCCUCUGGAGUAUCAGAAAAAAGGGAGACAAGCCCAGCCCACCCUCAGCCUAUUGCCAGUCCUCCAGAACCUUCACGCUCUCAAGUUAAACAAUUAGAAGAAGAUUUUCCAACACUUUCACUGGCAGCAACACAAGUGCAAAAACCAGCCUCAACUAGUCCUGGGUACCCAAGUGGUGCAAGACCUAAGGAACAUAAGCAGAGACCUGAAGAAAAAGUCCCCCCAGCACCUGAACCAGCAACACCUCCAGUAGUUAGUAGUGGUCCAAUUGCAAGUAGGCCUAGUACACAAGCUCUAACAAUUCCAAAGAGACGAGGAUAUGGUACCAAAGGGCGACCCAUAGACCUUUACAGCAAUCACUUCAAAGUCAAGUUUUCUAAUAUAACAAUAUUUCAGUAUGAUAUGACCACUGUACCUGAGAAACUGCCAAAGAAAAAACUAAGGGAUGUCUUUGAAGAGAUGCAACAAACUAAUAAGCAGGUUUUCCAUGUUAGAUGCAUUUUUGAUAGUCGCAAAUGUAUGUACAGUCCAGAAGAACUGAGGCUACCUGGAAAUCAACUAGAAUUAAAUGUUCAGGUGCAAUAUGAAGGCAGUAAGCCUUUGAAUGUGAAAGUGACAAUAAAGAAGGUGUCUACAAUCAACCUUGAAGAGCUUAAUCAGUACCUUAGAGGAACUAUGAACUUUACUCCAUAUGUUGCAUUUCAAGCCAUGGAUACUAUUAUGAGAUAUGGGCCUGCAAUGAGGUUCACACCAGUUGGACGAUCAUUAUUUUGUGAACCACGCCAUGAUCAGGCCCGAGACUUUAACCUUGGAGGUGGACUAGAACUACAUAAGGGAUUCUUUCAGAGUAUGAGACCAUCCUCAUGGAAAGACUACAAGAUGAGUGUCAACAUUGAUGUUUCUAACACUGCAUUUUACAAGCCUGGUCCAGUUUUAGAAUUCAUGGUUGAGGUGCUAGGUCUGAGAAGAGAUUCCGUUGGUAAUCCUCUAAAAGAUUUUCAAAGAAAACAAUUCGAAAAAGUUAUCAAAGGACUGCAAAUUGAAGUGCGUCGAGAACCAUCAUACAAACGCAAGUUUAGAGUCAUUGGGGUCACAGAAAGGCCGGCCGAAAGGUUGACAUUUCCACUAACAGAUGAAAAAGGGAGAACAUCUGAGUGUGUAGUUGCUAGAUACUUUUUUGAUAGGUACAACAUUCGUCUUAGGUAUUCAAGAUUACCAUGCUUGCAUGUUGGUGAUCCAGCCAAGAAGACAUACAUCCCCAUUGAGAUGUGCCAUAUUGUCCCAAACCAACAUUGUAGGAGAAAGUUGACUCCUAUGCAAACAUCAAAUAUAUAUAUAUUUAAAACAGCAAUACCAGCCCCUGAUAGGCUUCGAGAGAUUCAGAACUGGACAAGAGAAGCUGCCCAUCAUACAGAUCCAAAUCUGAAAGCAUUUGGCAUCUCAAUUAACCCCAAUUUGGUGAAGACCCCCGGGCGAGUACUACCACCACCGGCAAUCAAAUACAGAGAAGAGCGUUCAGCUCAGCCUAAUGAAGGCAGCUGGGAUAUGCGUGGAAAGAAAUUUCGUAACGCUGUCAACGUUAAUGUAUGGGGAAUCAUCUGCUUUGAAAAUGAACGCUUUUGUCGUUCAGAUGAUUUAGAUAAAAUGCACUCGGUUUUAGUGGACGUAUCAAGAAAAAUUGGAAUGCCAUUUGAAUACGCAGCUUUUGUUAAAUACGAGUAUCCCGAUACAAAUUUUGUUGAAAUGUUCAAAUACUAUCGUGAAAAAUAUCCAGGACUUCAAUUGCUGUUUAUUGUACUACCUGGAAAAGGGAAUGAUAUAUACGGCAACAUCAAGAAAGCAGGAGAUUCCCAAGUUGGCAUAGCAACACAAAACAUCCAGGCAAUAAAUGCAAAGAAAGCAAGUCCACGCACGAUGGAGAAUAUUUGUCUAAAAAUCAAUGCAAAACUUGGGGGCAUCAAUAAUAUCAUCAGUAACAUAUCUCCAGUAAUGCGUGACCCCGUUCUUAUUCUUGGCGCUGAUGUCACGCACCCAUCUCCAGGAGAUUUUCACAGACCUUCAAUUGCUGCUGUUGUUGGUAGCACAGGCAAAGAUGCUUUCAAAUAUAAUGCUAGGGUUAAAGUUCAAGCACAUCGGCAAGAGGUUAUUGAAGACUUGUCUGGGAUGGUGAGAGAAUUACUUAUAAAAUUCAGAGAAGCCUCAAAUGUUCCACCUAAGAAAAUUAUCAUGUACAGAGAUGGAGUUAGCGAAGGACAGUUUCAGCAAGUUUUGGACCAUGAGUUAAUUGAAAUACGAAAGGCAUGUAUGUCACUGAGUGAAAAUUAUAAGCCUGGCAUCACAUUUAUUACCGUGCAGAAGCGGCACCACACUCGACUAUUCUGUGUCAACAAACAAGAUGAGUGCGGCCGUGGUCGUAAUGUUCCUGCAGGCACGAUUGUUGAUAAGGACAUCACACAUCCUGUGAAUUGGGACUUUUUUCUUUGUAGUCAUGCUGGAAUACAGGGUACGAGUCGUCCAGCUCAUUAUUAUGUGCUGUGGGAUGACAACAACUUUACACAAGAUCAGCUAGAAGAGUUCACAAACCAGAUGUGCUAUACUUACGCACGCUGCACUCGUAGCACAUCAAUUCCAAGCCCUGCUUACUAUGCACACCAUGCUGCCUUCAGAGCUAGAGAUAUCCUUCAGAGUGACUCAAAGGAUAGUGACUCUGGAAGUGCAAAAACUGGAACAAGCAGUGAUAGUACACCAAAAAUUACCGCGGAAGAGUUGAUAAAGAUGAAUGAUGUUGUUCAGAUCCACAUGAAUCAGAACAGCCGUAUGUACUAUGCAUAAAUGGGAAAGCCUUGUACAUUCGAGUCCCAUGUCAGACGCUUUUUCAUAAUGGAAACAAAAACAGCAAUAUAGACUUCAACACUACAGAGAAUUCCUAUAAGGACACACCUCUGUUUGGAACUGGUUCAUCACUGAGGGUGCCAUAAUUGUCAGCUAAAGGAGACAAAAUAUUUUUCACUCAUAAAUACCAUGUCUGUAUAUAAAAGGGACAUUCAUAAGAAAUACACUUUAUAGGGCCUUACAACUGUUGGACUCAAUAUAAACCAACUUAAUGAACACUGUGUUCAGAGGGAAAGGAGGAGUUAGCUGGCCAUGUUGAGACUAACAUCUUGAAAUAUAUAGAAGAAACCUUAAACAAGAAAAAUAUAGAAUAAAUCCUUUCAAUGAAUAUCAAUCAGAACAGUAUCCAUUCAUUUUAUGCUUUGUCAUAUAUGAAGUAAAGGGUUCUUUAUUAACGAUGUAGGAAAAAAAAGCCCUUAUAUACAUUUAUUAUUAUCUCGGAUAUUUAAAUAUUAUUGUUUGAAAUUGGCAGUUGGUAAGGUGUGCCACCAACUGAGGAUUGUCAACUUCAGAUAUUGGACAAGAUAUAAGAACAUAUUAUAAUAAUUCAAUUGUUUUGAUUCAUUAACUUAAGAUAACAAUAAUAUGAUCAAAAUAGAAUUUCAUAGUAUGGAUAAGAAUAUAAAAUUAAGUACUGUAAAUACAGUGAAUAUUUAUUGUGUAUGGGGGAAACGAUAGCCAGAAAGGCUUUAAGUCUGAUCCUCCAAUUGAACAUACAGUAUACUGAAUUAGUAAAUGGCUAGUAAUAAAAUAAGUAAUAAGAAAACAAACAAACAAAUAAUAAUAACAGAUAAUAAAUGUAGAGAAAUGUUGCUGGAUGUAACAUGUAAAAUAUAUUGAGUAAUAAUCAGGAAGAAAAUUUUCGGUUGGGUUCGCCAAAACAAUGGUCUUUGGUCUCUAAAUAGAGGGAAUAUUUAAUUAGAGGGAACAGCUAAUGAUAAAAGAUAGGCAUUCAACCGGGCUGUAGAAACAUGGUUUUUAAUUAGAGGGACACCUGUAUUUUUUUUUUUGAAAUAUCAAAUGACAAGAUUCUUUAUUAAUUCGUGUGUUUAUAAAACAAAAAAUGAGUGGUUAAGCUGCACUGAAUGCCAGCGUCCCUGCUUUUACUGAUUGCUUUGGUAUUCUUUACGAUCCAGAAAUUUGGAUCUAGUCUUUAUUCGUGCAAUGGAAAGAAUAUUUUAGUUCAUUGAAAGAAUAAUUGUUCCAUUCAACUUGGCUCUGUGUUAUGGAACAUUCCAUCUUUAAAUUCAUUGCAUGAAUAAACAUUUGUAUACUAAAGAAAUUAUUGCUUAUUGUAUAAGUAUACCGAUCAUGUCACUGAACGGCUGUAUUGUGUUGUUACUUUUAAAAACUUAUUCUUAAUCAUUUGUAUAUUAACAAUACAACACGAUAUACUCUUUAUAUCUAUAUAAAAUUUACAAAACAUCUCAAGUCUUGGGGAAUGUUUUGAAUAGCGAACUCAAGUGGUUAUAGAAUGAUAACAUUAUAAUUCUUCUAAGCAAUAAAAGAUAAAAUAUUUAAUGAUAAACAGCUAUCAAUGAAUACUAUCUGGUCAAAUAAGGUUAAUGUGAUAGUGAACUUUAACUGAAUAAUCAUACAUGCUGUAUUGAGGAUCCAGGCACAAAUUUUGGUACUCAGUGAAUUCUGUGAAAUAUAAUUUUUCAUUGUGCUGUGGGCACCAUACCCAAUUUAAUUGUCCUUUAGUGGCGUAACCAGAGAGGUGGGGUAGGGGGUGUAUUUACAGUGCCUGUGCACCCUUUGUUCAACAUGAAAAAAAUUAAAAGUAAAUUAAGAGAAAUAAAUACUUCGACGUUAACAACCAAGUGUAGUAGCCAUCGAUCUCGUUUUCUAGUUUUGUGCAUAAUUAUGAAUAUUUCCUUUCAGUACCCUAAUUUUAAAAAUUCUAUAUGGGCCACUGAUGCAUUGGACUGUUUUAAUCUCACAUAUUCUAUCUCAUAAGAUUGCAUUAAAUUCAGUAGUUUGAAUAUAGAUUUAAUGAAGAAAAUGGACAGGUUUAUUAAAAUCUGUGUUGAUUCAGUGUGGGAUGUAUGGAUGCUGUUCCUAUGUAAAAUAUGUUGAUAAAUGAGCUUGUCCAAUAAAGAAAUUCAUUGUGAAUUUAUAAUUUCAAAAAGUAUACAGUA
Molecule: messenger RNA, 5299 nt
Organism: Anneissia japonica
Lineage: Eukaryota; Metazoa; Echinodermata; Crinoidea; Comatulida; Comatulidae
Product: protein argonaute-2-like
Exons: 22
Coding region: 132-3098 (988 amino acids)
Molecular function (GO): protein binding; RNA binding
Source: RefSeq, a predicted model, not a curated record